AUGUCCAACAUAGAGGGCGGCAUUCCCACCAGCAACGGCGUGCACCCGUCAGAGCCAAUUGAAAAGGUGACGACAAUUCCUAACCCGGAAAACGACCAGUCGGCUGCGUCGGAGCAAUGGCAAGAACAACCUAUGACCAAUGGAACCAAUGGUCAAGAGCGACCUCAGAUGCCAGACCGGGAUUUUGACUCUAGCAUCUCUACCAGCAACGCUGAUUUUGAUGAUUUGAUGCUGUCGACCAACGGCGCGUCCAAUAAUAAGCCCAAUGGAGCGCCUAAUGGAAUCUCCAACGGUUCGGCAAAAAGCUACGCCGCUGUCGCUGCCGAAGCCGACGGCCAAGAUGGCAAGAAUCAAGAUGCAGAUGAUACUGAAAAAAGUUACGCGGACGUUGUCGCAGACCGAGAUGCGAAAGACAGCAGAGGCGGUGAUGACUGGACCUACCCCAAGCUGCCUAUCACCGCCCAGUCCCAGGAUCGCAAGACAGCCAGUUGGCGCGCUGGAGGAAUUCGCUUCGCGCCACUACGAGUGCCCAUGAGGAGACGCUCGCAGACAGCAGCCGUCUUGUUCCAUUGCAUGUCCAUCGCUACGUUGGUUUCGGCCUUUUGGUUGAUUUGUGCCAACCCACUCGCUUGGCCUAUCAUUAUUCCUUACCUCAUCCACCUUGCUCUAUCAACUGCUGGCACCAACGGAAAUCUGACAUACCGCUCAGAAUGGGUUCGAAGUCUGAAGUUGUGGAAGCUUUUUGCAGGAUAUUUCCCCAUGAAGUUGCACAAAACACAUGAUCUCCCCAGCGAUAGGAAGUACAUCUUUGGCUAUCAUCCUCAUGGUAUCAUUUCCCAUGGUGCCUUUGCCGCCUUUGGCACUAACGCCCUUGGAUUCCGUGAGCUCUUUCCUGGAAUCACGAACACACUGCUUACUCUGGACUCCAACUUCCGCCUCCCCUUUUACCGUGACUAUAUCAUGCUUCUUGGUCUCCAGUCGGUCUCAAAGGAGUCGAUCUGGAAUCUUCUCUCCAAGGGUGGGCCUAAGAACGAUGGCCAAAGCCGCGCUGUUACUAUUGUUGUCGGAGGUGCCCGCGAGUCGCUCGAAGCUCAGCCUGGCAGCCUCCGUUUGAUCCUGAAGAGUCGCAAGGGUUUUAUCAAGAUGGCGCUUCGAACUGGAGCCGACCUUGUUCCUGUUAUCGGAUUUGGCGAGAACGAUCUUUAUGACCAAUUGAGCCCCAAGACGCACCCGAUCGUUCACCAGAUCCAGAUGAUCCUUCUCAAGGUCUUCAAGUUUACUCUCCCAGCUCUUCAUGGCCGCGGCGUGCUGAACUAUGACGUCGGACUUAUGCCAUACCGCCGCCCAGUCAACAUCGUGAUGGGACGACCUAUCCGGGUUGAUAGAGCUCACGGACCCCAACCAGCUCAGAAUGAUAUCGACGAGCUCCAUGAACGCUAUGUUCAGGAGGUCGAGAAGCUGUGGGAGACAUACAAGGAUCAGUUUGCAGUAGACCGCAAGGCUGAAAUGGAGUUCAUCGGUUAA
Fusarium coffeatum is the source of this 1524-nucleotide messenger RNA. RefSeq lists its product as uncharacterized. Gene Ontology annotation, cellular component: endoplasmic reticulum membrane. Lineage: Eukaryota; Fungi; Ascomycota; Sordariomycetes; Hypocreales; Nectriaceae. Gene Ontology annotation, molecular function: diacylglycerol O-acyltransferase activity. The transcript has 3 exons. The record is from RefSeq and is a predicted model, not a curated record. The coding region runs from base 1 to 1524 and encodes 507 amino acids. Gene Ontology annotation, biological process: triglyceride biosynthetic process.